AUGCUUUGGUGUAUUUGCUUUUACAGCUGCCUCUGCUGUUGUGAUAGUGCUUUUUGCAUGUGAAUUAACUCACUUUACUAUUUUCGCUAUAAAACUCGGACAAUUAUAUUCUGGCUAUUCCUAAAUUAUAUGAUAGUUAAAUAUUUCGCGCCUGGAGGUCAAUUUUCAGAUUUAAUUGAUAUUACUGGCCUUUUCCCAAGUUUGCUUUCAGGAGAUUUCUUUUUAUAUAGAUGACUUUCAUACACUGGGGAAUUUAUAUUUUACUACUCAAAGUUUCAUUAUUUCUGGACAGGAUUAUUAGCUGCUUUGGGAUUUAUAAAAUCUUCAAAUCAUCCAUAUGCUAAACUGAAGAACUCUCUAUUUAUUAUUUUUUGAAAUAUUUUAUUUAUGUAUACAUUUCUGGAUCGUGAUUCAUGAACAAAUAAUUUGUGUACCCUAAUAGUUCCUGCUUGUUUACUUUUAUGAGCUGCAAUAUAUUUUGGCUUAAACGCAAAUAGCAGUUGGCAGGUUAGCAACAAUUCAUUUUUCCUCACUUUUUGGUGACUUUUUGACAUAUUUUGGCUGAUUUUUAUCACAUCUCUUUCAUCUUUUAGGAAUUCUUAUGACUCAUUAAGCGACGAGUUACUGGCUUUGGCAUUUUAUGUUCUAUGGAUUUGCUUUGAUAAUAUCAUAUCGUUUUUCCUUUCAAUUGUAAUUUUAUGAAUAUUUGGAUGGUGAUGCAUAGUGAUUGUAAAUCAAUUAGAGGAAAAUUCAUAUGCCAAAGCUAGCAGAGGAAAAGGUAAGAAGGAGGUUGUGAAUUUUGUAUUGAGAGAAUUAGAAGGGAUUUGGGGGUUAAUUUUGAUACAUAUUGGGAUGCUUGCUUCCUACUAUAUAUUAAGUUAUUUUUAUCAUUGUCCAUUCCUGGUUUCUGAAGGAUUUAUUAUGCUUUCUUGUGCAGUCUUAUCAUAUUCUUUGGGAUUUGGUUCAGAAGAGGACGGUCGAAACUAUUUUGGAGGGUUUAUGAGAGAUAUAUCACAGAAUCAAGUUAAUGAUUUUAUCACAAUAUAUCUAGAAGUCUUUUUAUUUAGGACUUUAAUUAAUUUUAUGACUUAA
Blepharisma stoltei is the source of this 1092-nucleotide messenger RNA. The record is from the annotation of a GenBank genome assembly. NCBI's taxonomy places the organism in Eukaryota, Ciliophora, Heterotrichea, Heterotrichida, Blepharismidae.